Molecule: messenger RNA, 507 nt
Organism: Ilex paraguariensis (yerba mate)
Lineage: Eukaryota; Viridiplantae; Streptophyta; Magnoliopsida; Aquifoliales; Aquifoliaceae
Source: the annotation of a GenBank genome assembly
AUGAGCAUGGAGACAAUGGAGAGGAGGAAGAAGGGUGCCCCUAGCAAUUCCACAUGGGAGGUCUCAUCGAAGGAAAAGGGAGGUAAAUCACGGCUUAGAAACAAUGGAGUAGUGGGGAUUGCUGGUGGCUGCCAUUCUGGCAUGGGCGACGUCAGAGGCUUGUGUGGCGCUAGCCUUGCGAUGGGUGAGAUGUUGAAGGAGAGAGGCAACGCCUUGAGGGGCACAAACGACACCCUGGGCUGCGGUAGUAGAGACGACGGCAGAGAUGUAGGAGACGCUGGGCUAGGCAGCGCCAUCGUGCUAGGCGACGCUAGCCAGGGUGCGGAUGAGCUUCGGUGCAACAAGAGGGAUGAUGUCCAAUCCAGGCUUAGCGACCUCGGGGGGCACGUGGGCGCAAGGAGAGGCGACACCCUAGGCAUGUUUGACAAGAUCAAAAUCGAGGAGAGAGCAGGUGUUCUUCUGAACUUUGUGGCAUACAUUCUGAACUUUUCUUUACAGUUUUCAUGA